AUGAUUUUGGAUGUCUCCUACAACUAUCCUGUGCUCCAAUCUGCCCCGAUCUCCAGCAGUCAUACCUCUCUUCUUGGCCUAUCGCAUUCUCCGUCUUUACGUGUCGUGGGUGCUCCGGGCGGUAAUACAACCUGCAAAUUCGAGUCCCACGACGCGAAUGUUCUCAAGCCUGAGUCCGGUGGAGGUCGUGACGACGGUGAGCUUGGUUUAUCAUCAGAUUCAGCCUCAUACUCCGUCGAGGCAAUGCAAGGCGCCCGUCCGACUGCACCUGACACAAUAAAGUGUCCCGUAGUUUUAACUGGUCUCGACGCACAGAAUUCUGGUUCUCUAAAGGCUUCACCGGCCCUAGGUAUAACUGGACACUCUUUGACUGAUGCUACAGCGACCCUCAACAAUGGGCGAAUCUGUGGCGCCAUGAUGACGAAUGUGGCCACGGGUAUUGGCGAAUCACCACUUGCCGCUUCCUCUCCUGAAGAAAACUGUCUAAGCGAAGAUAAUGAUACUAUGGAUUUAGGCUUAGGUGAGCUUUACUUUCAUUUUAUAAAACCAAUAUUGCCCCUUUAA
Messenger RNA from Protopolystoma xenopodis, 564 nucleotides. NCBI's taxonomy places the organism in Eukaryota, Metazoa, Platyhelminthes, Monogenea, Polystomatidea, Polystomatidae. The record is from the annotation of a GenBank genome assembly.